AUGUCAUCAUCUUCAUCGGAUGAAUUCGAAGAGAGAUUGGACGAAGUUUUCGAUGAAAUCUUUGAAGAUACUUUCAACAAUAUAGUGGAGGCCCAAUCCAUACCGCCAAGUAGACGUGCUUAUGUGGAACGAAACCGCGAAGGAGGACACGUCCGCUUAUGGAAUGACUACUUUAGCGAAGAUUGUACAUUUCCGGCACAUUUAUUCAGACGCCGUUUCCGCAUGAAUAAGGAAUUAUUCUUGCGUAUUGUCCAUGGCCUAUCAGAGUGGUUUCCAUUCUUUCAGCAAAGAAGAGAUGCAACCGGGAGGUUCGGUCUUUCUCCAUUACAAAAAUGUACGGCAGCUAUUCGUAUGCUUGCUUAUGGUUCUGCGGCUGAUGCGGUUGACGAAUAUCUCCGACUUGGUACGGUUUCUUCUUCGGAUAUAAGAAAGUAUCCUCGUCGUUUGUAUGAGGUUGGGAAAACCCCAGUUCAGAGUAGGAGCAUGAACCAUAGUUGUUAUCUCUCCAACAUUCAAACCGUGAGAGAAGAACUUGGGGAAGAUGUUUGGUCUGAGUUGAGGGAAUCAGCUAUUGGAGUUAUGGUGAAGCUGAAAGAGCUGCCUUAUAUUUGGUCUGCGAAAGUUGUUCACCAUUUUCUUGCCAAUCAAUUGGCAAUUGAGAGCAGUCAUGAGAUUUGGUCUUUGAUAGAUGAUUCUAUGCCAUUGCGUUUCUCUUUGUAUGAGUUUGGAGAGAUUACAGGUCUGAAUUGUGAUCCUUUCGACAAGCAUGACGUUUGGGAUGUUGACCAUCAAGAGUUUUGGCUGGAGAUGAACGUUCCGACAUCAGAUGGACCUACAUUGCUAGAGUUGCAAGCCAUAUUGCCGAUUUGCAGAAACUGGCCUCGAGAGAAGCGAGUGAUGAUUGGUUUGCUGUGUCUGCUAUCCAUUGGCAUAUUUGGCAUUUCAAGCAACAGCAGAAUUCCUUUGCAUUGUGCUAAAAGGGUGAUGGACACUGCAGCUUUCCAGCGAUAUCCAUGGGGCCGUAUUGGAUUUAGCAGCCUUGUCGAUUCCAUUAAAGUACUCACAUAUGAAGCAGAGAAGAGUUACACACUUCACGGCUGUGUUCAUGUGCUGUUAAUAUGGGUUUAUGAGUCUGUCCCUGGUUUAGGAGAAAUAUAUGGGAAUCGGAUUGAUGGAGCUGAUGUUCCUCUUCUGUCAUGGAAGGGAUCUCGUACGCGUAUAAAUUUCUCAGAUUUUUGUGCCCAAGAAAAGAAAAAAUAUCCAAAGGUUCGUGUGAGGCAUAUGAUUAUGAAGCCAGUGGAGGAUAUAUAUCCGAAGUGGGACAAUGAUAAAAUCUAUACUGAUCUGGACAACAUGAUAAAAGACAUCCUUAAUGGUCAGCUAAAUGAGAAGUUUUGGGAUGCAGUGCCCACUACCAAAUGCCAGAAGAGAAAAAAUGGUGUUGCCGCAUCUGUUGUUCCAAACCAGAGGCCUUCUACUAUGCGAAGAAAAGACAAAGAACCUGCUGAUGGAAGUGAAGCAUCUGAUAUGGCUGCAGCUCACAACGUUGCCAUAAGUGGGUUAGCUGAGUUGGUUAAAAUCCUCACUGCGAAAAUGGAAGGCAUCGAUGAUAGUGUAGCUGACAAGGUUACUAAAGCAUUAGAUGCUACUAUUGACUCUAAGGUGGAAGCAAGAGUGCGAGCAUAUGAGUCUGACUUACGGAAUCAGAUUGCAAAAUUGGAGGCACAAAUAAAUGAUAGUAAAAACAACGCUGAUUUGAACAUUGCUCCUGAUGUCGCCACCUCCAAAGCGUAUGAGGAUGAGGAAGAUGGUGCUUGUAGCAAUGACUUGUCAUGGAUUGUUCAGAAGAAGAUCAAUUCACAAGAUGGACUGCCAGUUGAUUGUGUUGUGAAGAAGGAGAAAAAAGAUAAGAAGACGAUGGAUAGCACACAGAAUCUUACGACUGAAGUGGUGAUAAAGACUGGGAAGAAAGCUGGAAUUCCACCAACAAGAGUUAAGCAAGAGAAGGCCUUCGAGAUCCCACAGCUAAAUGAUGAAUCCAUAUCUUCAAAAGAUUUGGAAAAUCAUCUACUGUGGGAGAAGAGUGUAAAAUGUAGGGCGGUGUUGGAAGCACUUGCUUCAAAUUUGAAAGAGCCUACACGCAGACGCAAGCCUCAGUUGACAAAGACUCAAGUUUGGCCGUUUGUUGGAAAUUCAACAGUGAAGCGUAUUAUAAGUGGUGAGAAAGUCUCCAAGGAACCUUAUGACCCAUUAGCUAAGGUGGAGGCAGAGAAACUGCAGAAAGUUUUGGACUUCAUCAACUCUGAUUUGGAAGCAAAGGAGCCUGGUGUUGGAGAUGAAAGUGCUGGAUUUUUCUUGAAGUUAUUGAUCCCUAGGGAUGAUUGGCCAACAAAAGACUACGGCUGGUUGAAUGACUCCCACAUUGCAGCAGCAAUGCUUAUGUUUCACAGACGGUCCAGGCAAGAACAGUCUCCAUAUUCCUCUUCUCGAAUUGCAUUUCUGUCUCACUGGUUUGUGAACUCAUGGGUGAACGACUACAAGAGCUGGGACCAGAACACUGAGUUGUCAGAAAUGUACACCAAGGCUUUUAAUGGAGAACACCCGGCUGAUUUUGUCACAGGUAAUAAGUGGAUUGCAGACGUCGACGAUCUUUUCCUCUGCCACCAUGUUAAUGGAGAUCACUGGGUUGCUCUACGCAUCGAGCUGCUUAAGGGGAAAAUUCAUGUCUAUGAUAGUAUUUGCACACAUGUGAGUGAUAAGGAGAUGAAAGAGGCAUGCCGGCCUUUCAUGAGAAUGAUACCAGCAUUGCUUAACAAGAUGGUGCCUGCUAAAACGAGAACGAAAAGUGGAAAGCAGUUCGGUUAUAUUAGGCACAAGAAGAUCCCCCAAAAUGAGAACCCGGGAGAUUGCGGUGUGUACUCUUUGAUGUACAUUGAAUGUCUAGCUCUUGGACGUAACUUUGAUGGCUUGAAUGAUCAGAUUAUAACACAAUUGCGCUUGAAGUUGGCAGGAGAUAUUUAUGAGGAGGUGACUAAGACAGCCGAAUAG
Messenger RNA from Brassica napus (rape), 3048 nucleotides. RefSeq lists its product as uncharacterized. Gene Ontology annotation, biological process: proteolysis. Lineage: Eukaryota; Viridiplantae; Streptophyta; Magnoliopsida; Brassicales; Brassicaceae. The coding region runs from base 1 to 3048 and encodes 1015 amino acids. The record is from RefSeq and is a predicted model, not a curated record. The transcript is spliced from 7 exons. Gene Ontology annotation, molecular function: cysteine-type peptidase activity.